This is a messenger RNA of Darwinula stevensoni, 1529 nucleotides long. NCBI's taxonomy places the organism in Eukaryota, Metazoa, Arthropoda, Ostracoda, Podocopida, Darwinulidae. The record is from the annotation of a GenBank genome assembly.
AUGCAUGCCCAAAAGAGAGAGAAACCACCCAAACCACAACGGGAGAACCCUAUAUAUGAGGAGAUCGAGAACGACGAGGAGAAAGGAAAUGCCCCUCUUCGAAUGAGCAACGUGAAUAGCAACUUUCGAGAAGACUCAUAUCUCCAGUGUUUCACGUUGAUCGUCGGAGGCAAGCGGUGGACGAUUCGUGCCAAUCCUGUGUACUUCAAGGAAUUUCACUUUGAUCCUCGACCACGGCCGAUCGUUCUGAUUAACACCCAAUAUCUCUAUUCUGUCGGGAUAGAGACUAGCAACUUCCGCUCCUUAACGUUCAGUGAGAAAGACAAAUACUUUACUCUCCCUCCUCCUCAUCCCAAUCUCACGCUACUCAGUCGUCCCCACGUGAAAGAAAAAGUUCAGAAAUCCCCGUACUUGGUACCGGAAAAGACUUUUCACGUACUGCGAUCCGUUCCCGGUUCAAAUUUAGGUUCUCCGGUGAAAACCUGUUACGGGGAAGUGCAUUACCUCCAGCCCUUGGAUUCCCUGGUGACGGACUCACUUCUGGAACUAACCAGUGCCCAAGGCGUGUACUCAGAACCGGAAAAGGUACCGGAGACAGAACUCGUGGUACCGGAAGAGGUACUAGCGGAAUUCUACCAAAACCUAACCCGGGAGAAUCCUUUAAUCCAAUCGUCAUGGAACAAGGAGCAGCAGGCGCCAGUGUUGAGGGAAUGGUACGAUAGAGUCAUUUUGACUCUACGUCGUCUAGGGAGUUCUCUUGGGGAAGAUCGAUUGUCGUUGGUGCGCGGAAACAGCGCGAUGGCCUCUUCAGGCAGUUCUGGAGGGGGGAUAUCCUCCAAUCGAUACAGUUUUACCUCCCUGGGGGUAGGACAUGCAUAUCAGAGGAUGGAGGAUGGCAGUGUAACUUCUCAGGAUCGAGGGGUCUUCAAUGCCCUCAAAGACGUCUACCAGAGUGAGACGAGCACGAGUUCGGGGAGUUGGUCGGUGUUAUCGCUCCCGUACGUGCUGGAAGGCGAAGGGGGAGUGGGGGGGAUGAGCAAUGCAGCCGACGAACUGUGGGAAAAAUACUAUGGACACACGGAGUCCAAGUCGGAGUGGCCGAAUCCCUUCACCAUUCCCACUGCCUUCUAUCCCAAAUACCCGGCACCUCCUCGCUCUGCCACACCCAAGCCGGGUUGGAACGGGACACCGGACUUCACAUUGGACGCCCCGUUGCAGGAGAAAGAGGUGAAUAAAAAUUGGCGAUGUUUCCGCCGUUUCCUCAUUUUCCUCUUCGCCGUCGCCGCCUUUCUCGCUUUAGUGGUCGCCAUUAGCUUGUACUACACACGUGGGAAGCACGUGUUCGGUCCCAUCUGAUCCCUGUGGUGCCAUCUCCCCCCUCUCUCUGGAUCUAUCGAGUUAUACUCAGGGAGAUCUUUUAUUGGAUUUUUUUUUUUCAAAAAUACCUAAUGGUGAGAAACAAGCAUUGUGUUCUUGUGUUAUUAUGAUGUCCCAUGUGUGAUUUUUUAAAUGUCAUAUCAAUUACAGCG